Molecule: messenger RNA, 8931 nt
Organism: Naegleria lovaniensis
Lineage: Eukaryota; Heterolobosea; Eutetramitea; Acrasida; Naegleriidae
Exons: 3
Coding region: 1-8931 (2976 amino acids)
Biological process (GO): calcium ion transmembrane transport
Cellular component (GO): membrane
Molecular function (GO): calcium channel activity
Source: RefSeq, a predicted model, not a curated record
AUGACCAUCUCGUUUCCUCACACUCAUCAACACCAUCAACACCAUCAACAAUGCACGACGACGACCACAACACUCAAAACCGAUCCACGUCAUCAUCCAUUCCACGAGUAUCAUUCUUCCUCCGAUGACGACAAUGACGACGAAAACUCUGCCACUCAUUCACCCUAUCUCAACUCUCUCGAAUAUUCGGAACAACAAAAAAAGUUUUUCACUCACGAAUGUCUUCGAUACGGAGAUUACAUUUCCCUCUUCACAUCGAGCGGAGGUGGAGCAUCCUCGGAGAGUACGGUUGGUUUUUUGAGUGUCGAUGGAAUUAAUUUAACAUGUCAAAUCGAGGGAAAUACAAAACAAAUUCGUUGUGGACUCACUGAAACCACAGAUAUUUCAAUUUUAAAUUCCACCAAAAGUGGAUCACAACAACAACAACCGCAACCACACAACACUCAACCAUUACCACCCAUUUACAUGAUUCCAAAUUUUCAACAAUGUAUCUUUCAAGUUCAUUUCGCAAAGAGUUAUUCAGCCAUUAAAAAGUAUCAUCAUUAUGUGAAUGAAUUGGAAAUUAAAAUGGCGAAUAAGAAGAAUCCACCGACGAGCAUGACGACUCCUCCAUCAACCACUACUGGAACUGUCAAAGUAACAGCCAUGAAAACGAAAAAGUUGUUCACAAAUAUUGUUCAUGAAAGUAAUGAGUUGGCUCAAUUGAAACAACGUAUGGAACGUGAAAUUCAACAAAAUGAAUUGGAAGCUGCUCGUCAUGUUGGGCAACCUGUAUAUUAUGGAUCUACCAUUCAAUUAUUUCAUGUACAGACACAAAGUUAUUUGACUGUUGCAAGAGAAUCUGCAGAAAUGCAAAAAGAUUGUUUGAGAUUGUCACUGGAUCAGGAUGGAUCAAAAUAUUCACACUUUUCAUUGUUACCAUAUUUUAAUUAUCAAAAAGAUGGUGAUGUUGUGAAAUUAUCUGACAAGUUCCGUAUUUGGAAUAGAAAAUCUGGACAAUUUUUGCAAUUUUCAUAUUAUCGAUACAGUAACGUGGCAGACAUGACACCAUUUUCAGGAAUUUCCACAAAAACAAGUUCAGAUAAUUAUUCACAAAUUGCCAAGGAAGCUGUGAAAUCAAAUUCCAAUCUUAAAAAGUAUUCGUAUGACAAUAGACGUGAAGUGAACAUGUCAGCUUCAAGCGCCUUCUCACAUUGGCAUUUGAGAGUUUUCUCACCGUAUUCUGAAUAUUUACAAGAUGCGAAACAUGUCAAGGCAGGAGAUAUUAUUCGAAUUUAUCACAAAGAAUUCGAUGGUUUUUUAACUGUGAACGAAAAAACAGGACGUGUGAAAUUCAAAAAGAGAGCUCAAUUCAUGUUGAAGAGUGAACACAAUGAUUCUUCGGCCAUGAUGGAAAGUUCUUUGAUGAAGUCAGGAUUCUCUUCCACAUCUUCAUUUUCAUCCUCCUCUGUCAUGAAAGGAUCUUUUCAUGCCGGUGCUAAAGAUUUAUUUUCACAAAGCAGCGCUUCAGGUUUUGCACCAAUGGGAAGCCAUCGUGACGGCCGUAGUCAAGGUUCACAAUUUGGAGUUUUAGGUUCUCAAUCCUCCUCUUCAAGUAGCAAAAGUGGAGAUGAAAACACCAUUUCAUCCUCAGUCGAUCAACAAAUAUCUUGUCAAAGUUUAUGGCAAAUUGAAAUGUUAGACUCAACAAAAGGUGGAAUUGUGAGAAGAAAUUUUGUGUUUCGAAUCAGACAUGUCAGUACUGGAUAUUAUCUCAUGUUAAAACCUAGUUCUGAACAAGAAGAUCUUCGAGAGGAAGAAUUUGAAGAGAAUGAGGUUUCUGAAACCAACAUUUCCUUCCUAUCUUCAACACUUCACAAUAGUUCUAUUCAUGAUUUUACAAGUCAAAAUUCCAUUUCAGGAAGCACCACAGGAAUCUCACAAACCACGUCACCUGCUUCAAGCAGUACUACAAGUAGUAGUACUACACGGAAAGUUAAAUCUUCUUCUCUCAUCAAACAACCAAAACGAGAAUUAACAUGGAGCAUGCAUGUUGAACCACAAGAAAAUUGUCACGACAUUAUGAACAUGUUAUUCAUUGUUCAAGAUGCCAUGUUGUCCAAUGACAUUUCUGCACUCUCUUGGAAUGGUCAAUUUAGAAUCAAGCAUUAUCAAAGUGGCACAUGGCUGCAUGCAUUAUUUUCUCAAAAACAAUUUUCAACAACAGGAAGUGGCGAUAAGGAAUUAGCGACUCUUUCUAGAGCUCAAUAUUCUCCAGUGUAUUCAGUACCAACAUUGAAAGAACAAGAUGUUCUGACAUGUUUUCCUGCACGUCGAGAGGACUAUGAGGAUCUUUUUACAGCACAAAGUUACAUUCCCAUUCUCAAAUACAUUCUCUCGAAAUUGAAUGACCGUACCAUCACACGAAGCGACGUCAAGACGUACAUUAAUUUAAUUUCUAGUUGUAUCAGAUUCUGUACAACGAGUGAUGAGACAGAUCCCCUCUUGAGAGGUGGUAUUCCAAACAAAUAUCAUCAACAAUUAAUGCGAGAAAAAGGAAUUAUAGCACUCGUCAUGGAAAUUUUGAAUACGCUCAUUUCACACAAAUAUCUCACAUUGGAAGAUAUGACACUCCUAGCUGAAAAUCCAGAAAAACAAGAUUACUAUGAUGUAUUGCAAUAUUCCUAUCGUUUCAUUAGACAAGCUGUGUUGAUGAAUGAAGUGAACGGUCUCUACAUGGCUCAAUAUAUCAACUUUAUUCAAUCGACUAUAGAGUACAGCAUUAGUUCCAGUGAGGCACUGCUUCAAAUUCUUUCCAAUAAUUUUGCACUUCUCAACAAAAUUACCGAAGACCAAAUUGAUUUUUUCAUGACGCUACUUUUCAAGGGUGCGCAAGGAGGCAGUUCAAGCAAAACAAGUAAUUUUCCGACACGAUAUCAAACGAAUGUGGGUGGUUAUCUCAAGAAGGCAGUAUAUUUGUCCUUCUUGACAAGCUUAAUUAUUUGUGAGGGAAAAACAGUUGUGAAAAAUCAAAAGUACAUUUCGAAUUUACUUCUCGCUACGUACAAGGAACAAAUGAAUAAGGUAUUUCUCCUUCCCCGUAUUCGAAAAUCAGAUAAUAAGGUCGUGAUAGAUAUUAAUCAUGAUGAAAUGGAUUUGGUGAGCUUUACAAAAUCAGCGACCGAUACAGAGUAUGUGAAUUAUUCCAAAGCGAACUUUGAACUACUUGUGUUCUUCCAAGAAGAAAUCAGAUUAUUUGCUGCACUUUGCAGUGGUAGCAGUGAGUCAACAGAGUUAACGAGAAAUGCUGUUGUUCAAUUAUUUACCUAUGACAUUGUACACAAAUGUUUACAAGAGCCAAAUUUAACACCUGCUCUCAGAACAUCCUUUGUGAAUUUAUUACUUCACAGUUUUGUGGAUACUGAAAAAAGAGAACGACGAAUUUUGGUGGAUCUCACUCGAAAGAGUGAAUCUCUUUAUGGUAAAACACCACAUGACCACACCUCACGAGAAUUGGCAGAAGUGAAAGACUUUUUAAGCGCCUAUUUCAAGCAAAAUGCAAUUCUUGACAUGGGUUUAGAUUUUAAAGAUGCAAACAAUUUCACAUUGUCACUGGUCCAAUUGUGUAGAAGCAUGUUAGAAUUUGGAAUUUACACAUUGAAAGAUUUCGAAGAUAGUGACUUGUUAAUUUCUCUGUUUGACAUUUUACGUUCAGAUAAUGAUAAGAGAAAUGGAGUUUUAUUGAAAGAUGAAGAGAGAUUCAAACAUUCUGAAGAAAACGAGUCCAUCAUUAACAUCAAAAUUGAGAUUGCAAAAAUUUUCCACAUGCUUCUCGAUUUAACCUUGGAUAAGAGAAUUACCAAAUUCCUUCAAUUCUUUUGGAUGAAAUAUCGUGUCGAAGACGUGAAAACUGUGCUGGCAGAUGAAGAAAAUUCAGAGCCAACCAACGACAAGCAAAAACAACAACUCUACAAUUUGAGAAAGAAGGAAAUUUUGAAAGUAUUCCAAGAAAUGGAACAAAAGGAACAUCAAGUGCUAACUGAUAUUUUCAAGAAUGUUCUUCCAUUUGACAAGAUGGGAAAUUUUGAUUUGAAAUUGUUGAAUUUGACAAGUUAUGAAAAUCAAGAACUUGCCACCACUUGUCUCAGAUUAUUAAUUCGAAAAUUUAGAGCUGCAGAUGAAUUGGCGGCUGCUUUACCAAAAGUUGAGUUAAUUGUUUCAAAAGAAAUGGCCUUAACAUAUGAUCAUCUUAGAAAGCAGACCAACGAUUUGAGAAGUAUCUUUGGAUAUGGAAGAAGUAAUUACUUGGGAGCUCGCCACAUCAGUGACUAUGAAGUUAAAAAAGCCAUGAGAGCUCUUGAUGAAAUUCUCAAAGAUAUGGCAAUCAACGAAAAGAGAAGUCAAAGAAUUAUUAGAAAUUUGGGACUCUUUGAAAUUGCACUCUCUGUAUUGAGAAAUGAAUGGAUGGUCACAAACGAAAUCAAAGAAAGUUGUCUCAAAGUGUUAACUGAAUUUGUAAAAGAGAAUCCAGAAAACCAGAAAUUACUCUUCCCUUAUAUGGAAUUUUUCAUGAGAAUGAUCACAGAACACAAAAAACUGAGCAAGUCCGUUGUCAUUUUAAUGUGUGAAUGUGUGAGAAAUAAUAGAGCAUUAUGUAGCACUAUUGAAGAGAAGCACAUUGAGCAAUACAUUGAUCUCAUUGCAGAGCAGAGAAGUGCUUUCAUGUUACUCUUUCUGAGAACCAUUCUGUCCACACACAAUGGAAAUCCAAUCAAGAGAAAUCAAUCACUCAUUACAAAAUAUUUACUUGAAAGAAAGAAAGAUGUUGUGAUUUUAUUCAAAGACGAAGAAGGAAUGAGAGAACGAAAUAAUCGCAUUUCAAAAGAGGAACACAAAACAGAACCCGAAGGAAUUUUAAAUUAUCACAUUGCAUUGUUGCACUUGUUGGCUACAGCUGCAGAUGGUAAAAAUCGUGAAAGUGAACAGCGACUUCAAACUCUCUUUACAUUGGAAGAGUUAUUGGAACAAGUUAUUUCUCCAUUUACGUUACCAAUGAUUCGAAAUCCACUUGUGAAAAUUAUUAAUGAAGUUUAUGUAAAUGUUGAGAAAGUGACAGAAGUGAGUGGCGGAAACGCAGAUCAAGAAAAGAAGUCUACCAUUAACAUUCAUCAUCCCUUAAUGUACAAAAUGUUUUCGAAAAUGAUUCGAGAAUUUGAAUUUGCAGAAAUGAGCGCAUUGGCACUGAAUAUUUCUGGAGGAGAACAUGUCACUCCACAAAAAUCACCCAAUGUCAUGUCGACAAGUUUGUUGGCCAACAAUAGAGCAUCAACGAAACCAUCAUCUGCCAUUAGACAAAGUCGAGCGCUUGCAGUGAACAUUCCCUCAGCACGACUUUCAUCAACUGGUCCAAUUCGUGCACAAAUUACAGACGAAGACCUCGAGAAGAAUUAUAUUGAUAAUUAUUACAUUUUUGAAAUUAUGAUUCCAGUCAUUCAUAAUUAUUUCCAUCUACAUUUCCCUCCUCCAAACGUCACAAAGGAACAAUUGGAUAUAGCUGAAGAUUUGUUGUUGAAAUUAAUUGAUUUACACAAGCAUACAGCGAAUCAGGAACAACGCGACAAGAUUUUCAAAUGUGUCACUGCCAUGUGGAAAAAGAGUAUGUCUUCCGAAAGUCAAGUAGCCAUUACAAAAUUUGUGACGGCAAAAUCUUCAAAAGCCAAAGUUAAUCGAACUCACAUUACACACGCCUAUGUGGUCGAGACGGAUGAAAUUAUUAACAAGACGUAUCGCAAAUAUUUGCAACGAAGAAUUAUUUCCAAGAUUUUGAGUACCAGCGAAUUCAGAAAAUUAGGAAAUCUCUAUGAAAAGUAUAAUGGCUUUGUGAAAGUUCUUGUGAGAAUUCUUCGUAAAUUGAAUGAUUCUGGAGCUUCGUAUGAUCAAUCUUUGCUCGAUGUUGGAUUAUUGGGUCUAGAGACGCUUAAAACCAUUGUUCACUCGCAAAACAAACGUUCCAAUGGUUCACCUAAAAAAAAGAAGAAAAAGUCAUCCAACGACGAGUUUCAACCUUUGGAUUAUGUUGAGAAGAAACUUCCAUUGGUGGUAAUGGAGUUACUGACCUCAGCAAAUCCUCUCAUUGUAAAAUCUGCUCUCGAACUUGGAAUUUUAAUUUUACGACAUGGUUACGGAGCUAUUCAAAAAGAGUUUUACAGAAUUUUAACAGAAACAGAUACUAGUUUCUUUUUCAUUUCAGUUCGAGAUCGACUUCGAUUGGCCAAGAAGGAAAUUAAAGAGAAAAAGAAUUAUCUCAAAAAAAAGAAGGAAAAGGAAUAUGCUCUCAACAAGGAACGACAACGAAAAGAAAUGAGCAAAGUGCGAGGAAAUAUAGUUGACAAUCAUGAUAGUGGUGACAGUUCUAAUAUAAAUUCAUCAUCAUCCGAUCAAGAGGAAGGAAAUGAAGAAUUUAUUGAAGUAGGUCAUGUCGAAUUGUUAUUGGAAUUUUUAAGACUCCUCUGUGAAGGUCACAAUCUUGAAAUGCAAACCAUUCUGCUUCAUCAACCAAACAAUACCUUCACUGUGAACGUUAUUCAUGAAAGUAUGGAAUAUUUAGUGGCAUUGGAAAAGAAAAUUGAUUUUGAUAACAUUCAAAUAGCCAUUCAAGGUUUCAGAACUUUCACAGAAUUUGUUCAAGGACCUGCAGCUGUGAUUCAACAAAUGUUGGGAACUUCACCAAGAUUUUACUCUCGAUUGGUGAAUGAAAUUCUUUCAAAAACAUAUGAAGAUGGAAAUUUAUUGAAACAACAAGAAGUUAUUUUGAAAAAAGAAGUGGUCCUGACCUUGACAAGUUUAAUAGAAGGAAGUAACACUCAAAAUUUAUUGGAAAUUAUGAGAAAUUCUCUCAAUUUAGAGGAAUUGGAAUAUUUAUUGUUGUUCUCUGCAAGAUUGUUGCGAUCGUUACAAGCUGAUUCCCAUCACGAUCGUGCCACCGAUGAAGUCGAUGAAGUCGUUCAACGAUUACGAAAAGAUUUUGACACUCAUUUCCUGUAUGAAGCCACACGUGACAAGUUAAAUCCAGUCGUUGUCGAAGAUUACAUUAGUGCCGUCUUUCCAAUGAUUCGAGACGCCUAUGAAGAAUUGGGCAUGCAAAUUUUCUUUUUAAUGAAUAUUUUCAAAGACGCUGAAAGACAACAAUUACGAAUUCUCUCUCGAAACACUUUUAUCGAAGAAACCAAAACUCUCAAAAUUACCAACUUUUUAAAUUUACAUCAAGAUUUAUUGAGUAUCUUUUCCAAACAUACAGGAAGUAUUGAAGUAUUGAGAAAUAAUAAUAUUGAAAAGGUUUAUUUCCCCAUUCCAAGAAUUUGUCACAAUUUGAUGGAUCAAGCACGUCAUCAUUACGUUCAUUCACUUCCAAUGAUGACUCCUGAAGAAAAAGUGAGACAGCUCUAUAACGAUACAUUUAGUCGAUUUUAUGUCGAAAUGAAACAUUAUGAAUCUAUGAGAAGGAAGAAACAAUCUCUCUUUGGUGUGAAAAACAACAUUGAACAAGUGACGAAUUUGGAGGACGACCAUAUUCAUUCAUCUCCACUCGCAAUGACAAGUGACACCAUUCCUGGUUCAUUCACAAGCAAUGUUAGUGACCACAACAAUUCCUCACUCUCAUUAUUCGACACAAAUUCCUCAUUAAUUCCAUCCAUUCAUGACAUUCGAUGUGCUCCAAAAUCCAAACGUAAAAAAUUUGUUCCUCAUUCUGCUCACAGCAAUGAAACUUCUGCAAGUUAUGAAUUUAUUGCACAUUUUUGGGAAUAUUUGCGACUUUCUUCGUUUAUUUUCUGUGUGGUCAUUAAUAUUGUCCUAUUAGGAACCUAUAAGAGAUUAUAUUCAGUGGAUACUGCAAGUGAUAUUCCAGUUCCUGGAGAUUUGACAUUUGACAUACUCAAUGCUCCAAAAUAUCCAUUGCCAAGAACACUUGCUGGUGAUAUUAUCAUGACCAUUGUUGGUGCGAUUCAAUUGAUUAUUACAGCAACAUUGAGUGUGACGUAUUUGAAAUUUUUUGUCACACUCGAAGUGAAGAAACGAUUCAAAUUGAAGAAACGAGAAACGUGGGACAGUAUUCCUCGAAAUCGACAAUUUUAUUGGAAAUUCUUUUUAUACAUCUUACGAGAUAUGCAAUUGUGGUUUUUUGUGAUUUAUUUCAUGUUGAGUAUGAUGGGAUUGUUAAUUUCUCCACUCGUUUAUAGUAUUCAACUGUUUGAAAUUGUUUUUAGAUUUAAAUCAUUGACUGACGUGUUGAAUGCUGUCAUUUCGAAUGGAAAGAAAUUAUUCUUUGCUGGAAUGUUAUUAUUGAUUGCCAUGUUCUUCUUUGGAUUACUCUACUUCUCAUGGUACAGUCAUGAUUUUAUGACGGUUGUGACCAAACUCGAUACGUGUGACACAGUUUUGGCAUGUUUUGUUUCAACCUUUGAUUAUGGAUUUAGAUCAGAGGCGUCAUGGGAGAAUAUUUUUGCACCGGAUCCUGGUGUUGGAAGAGCUAUUUUGGAUUUGAGUUUUACAUUGAUUGUUAUUGUGUUUUUAACGAACGUUGUGUUUGGUACCAUUCUCGAUUCAUUCCAACAAUUGAGAAAAGCACGAGAAGAACGAAAGAAGGAAAUUACUGAAAAAUGUUUUGUCUGUGCUUUGGAAAAGAGUAAAUUUGACACCAAAGCCAAUGAAGGAAUUACCUUUGAGAAACAUAUUAAGGAAGAGCAUUAUUUGUGGAAUUAUGUUUACUUUUUAAUUUACUUGUAUGAAAAACCAGAAACUGAAUAUACUGGAACAGAAAGUUAUAUUUUUCAAAAAUGUGAAGACAAUGAUGACGUGACAAGUUUCUUCCCAAUCUUUAGAUCCAAGACGAUUGAAGAAAGUGAUCAGAAUCAUCUUUCUACAGCUCUACAACAAAUUAAGGAAAAUCAUUAA